Molecule: messenger RNA, 1229 nt
Organism: Prionailurus viverrinus (fishing cat)
Lineage: Eukaryota; Metazoa; Chordata; Mammalia; Carnivora; Felidae
Gene: AP3S1
Product: adaptor related protein complex 3 subunit sigma 1
Exons: 6
Coding region: 149-730 (193 amino acids)
Biological process (GO): intracellular protein transport; Golgi to vacuole transport
Cellular component (GO): intracellular membrane-bounded organelle; membrane coat; AP-3 adaptor complex
Source: RefSeq, a predicted model, not a curated record
CAGACCCCGCCCCGCGGCUCGGGAGUGCGCGCGCGCGCGUGCGGGAGGGGGCGGGUGGGGAAGGAUCGCCGGCGAGAUCCCGAGGCGAGGCUCGCGCGCCCGCCCCCGCCCUGGCCCCCAGCGCCCACCCGGUCGGCCCGGCUCAGCCAUGAUCAAGGCGAUCCUCAUCUUCAACAACCACGGGAAGCCGCGGCUCUCCAAGUUCUACCAGCCCUACAGUGAAGAUACACAACAGCAAAUCAUCAGGGAGACAUUCCAUUUGGUAUCUAAGAGAGAUGAAAAUGUUUGUAAUUUCCUAGAAGGAGGAUUGUUAAUUGGAGGAUCUGACAACAAACUGAUUUAUAGACAUUAUGCAACAUUAUACUUUGUCUUCUGUGUGGAUUCUUCAGAAAGUGAACUUGGCAUUUUAGAUCUAAUUCAAGUGUUUGUGGAAACGUUAGACAAGUGUUUUGAAAAUGUCUGUGAACUGGAUUUAAUUUUCCAUGUAGACAAGGUUCACAAUAUUCUUGCAGAAAUGGUGAUGGGGGGGAUGGUGUUGGAGACCAACAUGAAUGAGAUCGUUACACAAAUUGACGCCCAGAAUAAACUGGAGAAGUCUGAGGCUGGCUUAGCGGGAGCUCCAGCCCGUGCUGUAUCAGCUGUAAAGAAUAUGAAUCUUCCUGAGAUCCCAAGAAAUAUUAACAUUGGUGACAUCAGUAUAAAAGUGCCAAACCUGCCCUCUUUUAAAUAAAAAAAAAUUAAAAAGGCCACUCCCAGGUAAAAUCCAGGGGGAAAAGUCAUCUAAGUUUACCAUGCAGUUGUUUACCAAAAAUAGAGGAGGAGAGUCUUAACUUUUGCUCUUGGAUUGAAGUCAAGGUACUGUAGAGAAGUUGUGUAAAACCCGUACGGAAGUUCAAUGUUGCUUUUCCUGCUCAGUGAUUUUGAAGAAAUGAGGUAGUUCCAGUGUGAUACUUCACUUUCUUUUCUAAACUGCAUUCCCGUGCCCACCUAAGGCAUGCCUCUAUGUAUUGGCUACUACAGUAUUUCAAAAGGUGUGUGAGACAUUUCUUUCAACUAUGUACAAUCCAAACUGUUGGUGUUUUGUAUGGAUCACAAGUGCAGCAUUCCAUAGUUCUUUCUGUUAUUUGUCACACUUGUUAUUUAAAGAACCAAGUAUGUAUUGCAUGAAAACAUUAUGAUCGUUUUCUCUUAGUUUAAAUAAACUCCAAGGUAACUGGACUUCUAAAGCA